AUGGAGAAGCGGAUCGGCAUGCAGCUAGACCAGGCCAUCCUAGAGGACAUACUCAUCGCCUCUGGCACGGGCACGGCCACACCGGCCAUGCAGCAGCACGCGCUGUACGACACGGACGUGGUUGCGUGCAUCUUCUCGGUGUUCCUCAACCUCGACGACGACAACGAGGAAGACGCCGGGUUCGACUACGACAGCCCGUGGUCACCGAAGCAGAGCCUCCUGGUGAAGGCCGCCAAGCUGCUGAAUAGCUACCUCGCAGAGGUCGCGCUCGACUCCAACAUCCUUCCGUCGUCCAAGUUCUCGCUCACCGAGCUGCCCCUGGACCAUGCUCUUUGUUUUGUUUUUCCGUGA
Miscanthus lutarioriparius is the source of this 351-nucleotide messenger RNA. Lineage: Eukaryota; Viridiplantae; Streptophyta; Magnoliopsida; Poales; Poaceae. The record is from the annotation of a GenBank genome assembly.